This is a messenger RNA of Symbiodinium necroappetens, 714 nucleotides long. NCBI's taxonomy places the organism in Eukaryota, Dinophyceae, Suessiales, Symbiodiniaceae. The record is from the annotation of a GenBank genome assembly.
AUGCUUCCGGUCUCGGCUUCCCCCUCCCUGCAGAUGUCCUCCCUGGGCCUCUUGCUGCUGGGCUCCCUCGUCAUGUAUAUGCUCUGCCUACCGUACAAGAAUGAAAGGUGGAACCAGGCCGAGGUUGCAUUGCUGACGGUAUCUUUAGCAAUGAUCUUUGCCAUCGUGGCUCUUCUCGCCCGCGACCUCCAUUGGGGCCAGAGUGACAUCGUGCAGGUGAUUGUGAUCCUUUUUGUCACAAUCAUUGCGGCGGGGACUUGCGGAUUCCUCUCUUUUCUCACGCUCCGCAACCUGGUGCUGGAGCACUCGGCUGCUGUACCGAAGUCCAGUUCAGGAACGACGAGACGACGUUCCGGAGCACCUCCGCCACCGAAGCCGCGAGGGUCUCCGGCUGCGCUCUCACAGAUCCAAUCCCCUGCAUUGGUGCUGAAGCCUCCUGACCUGCCGCCAGGGAUUCACGUGUCCCAUGCGCAGAAACCUCCAGCCACGUUGCCCGAAUUCCCCCCUGGCAUCGCAGCCCCUGCCACUGCACAGGGACCGGUGCAAGCGCCGGGGAAGCCUGCUGACCUGCCGCCAGGGAUUCACGUGUCCGACGUGCACACGGGCCCAGCCAUGCUGCCCGAAUCCGACCCUGGGAUGGUAGUCCCUGACCUUCAGGCAACACCUGCCACGCUUGCAAGCAGGCCAGGGCCUGGAGCUCAGGUGCCACUUUGA